Salvelinus namaycush (lake trout) is the source of this 702-nucleotide messenger RNA. RefSeq names its product Kv channel interacting protein 3a, calsenilin (gene kcnip3a). Lineage: Eukaryota; Metazoa; Chordata; Actinopteri; Salmoniformes; Salmonidae. The record is from RefSeq and is a predicted model, not a curated record. The transcript is spliced from 7 exons. Bases 1 to 702 code for a protein of 233 amino acids. Gene Ontology annotation, biological process: negative regulation of transcription by RNA polymerase II; regulation of potassium ion transmembrane transport. Gene Ontology annotation, molecular function: RNA polymerase II cis-regulatory region sequence-specific DNA binding; calcium ion binding; DNA-binding transcription repressor activity, RNA polymerase II-specific. Gene Ontology annotation, cellular component: nucleus; voltage-gated potassium channel complex.
AUGGGGUUUCAGAUCCAGGGCAUGGAGCUGUUUGCCAUUGGUGUGGUCAUGAUCAUGUUUGUGGCCGUGCUCAAGGGCUUUGGCAUCCUGGAGCCCAUGUCCUCCUUUGAAGACAGUAGUGACAGUGAUUUGGAGCUGUCUAUAGUUCGUCACCAGCCAGAAGGCUUGGACCAGCUGCAGGUUCAGACAAAGUUCACCAAGAAGGAGCUCCAGUCACUAUACAGGGGCUUCAAGAAUGAGUGUCCAAGUGGUUUGGUUGACGAAGAGACGUUCAAGACCAUCUAUUCUCAGUUCUUUCCCCAAGGAGACGCCACCACCUAUGCACAUUUCCUGUUUAAUGCGUUUGAUAUGGACAGAAAUGGCUCCAUUCGUUUUGAGGACUUUGUGAUUGGCCUGUCUGUUCUUCUGAGAGGGUCAGUCACAGAGAAACUCAACUGGGCCUUCAACCUGUAUGACAUCAACAAGGAUGGAUACAUCACUAAAGAGGAGAUGCUGGCUAUUAUGAAGUCCAUCUAUGAUAUGAUGGGCAGGUACACCUACCCAAGUGUACGGGAUGAGGCACCCUCUGAACAUGUGGAUAAGUUCUUCCAGAAAAUGGACAGAAACAGAGAUGGAGUGGUGACCAUUGAGGAGUUCAUUGAGACCUGUCAGAAGGACGAGAACAUCAUGAACUCCAUGCAGCUCUUUGAGAACGUGCUCUAG